CCGUUAUCCAGCCUCCCGAUGGAGCUUCUUAUAGAAAAUCAGAUUUUUGUACGGAGUUAAUUAAAAAUGCGUUUGUUAUUGUUGAUUUUUUGUUUAUUGUGUACCAGAGAGUCCGUUUCAGGUGUCAACAACUCAAACGCUCGAAAAACACCAGAAGAAGAUUACUACUUAAACUAUGACUAUGAAACCGAAAAUAAUUCGGUCAACUUAGAUCUAAAAUCAAAUUCCUUAUUCCUGCCGAACCCUCAAAAUCUUCAAUCAAAAUAUACGGUGGACGUGCUACCGAACGUGGAACUUCCUGAAGAUUCUUUAGCUGAUCCGGAUUUGCGAGACCAUGACUUUAUAGACAACAUAAUGUACGUGUAUUAUGGGUCCCAUACAAGGAAUACUGGGACGUACGGACCGGAAAUCAUUAUUAUUGGGUCCGUACUCAGUUGUUUCGCGCAGCUGCUCACGAUUUUUUGCGUGUUGCUCAAAAAGAAUCAAAGAGGAGAGAAGAUGAUGACUUAUAUUUUUUUCCAAAUUCUGGGAACGUUUUGCAUAUCAAAUUUGAUAUUUAUGUUAGGAGUUUAUGCUACCAAAAGUGCAACAAAAUGUCUGAUAAUAUCAUUGAUAUUAUAUUUUCUUCAUUUAAUGACAUCAGUUUGGCUGUGUUUAUAUUGUUUCUAUAUCUACAAACGUUUUUCUACUGGAGGUUUAAUCAAAGAACGUCAUUUGAAAGUCAAAUAUUUUAACAUGGCUGCCUACGAUAUCCCUACAUUUCUAACAUUGGCAACAUAUUUCAUGACGCCACACAGCUACGAAUCCAGAAGAUUCUGCUUCAUAUCCGUUCAAAAAGGAAUGAUUUUGAACUACAUGUUUCCGGUCUCAAUCUUAAUAUUCCUAACAACGAUUCAUUCCCUCAGCGGGAUCAGAAAAAUUAACAUGGAACUGUGCAAACUGGAAUUAAAUAGUUCCGCAGAAUCGUUAAACGCCCUCAGGAAUGAGCUGGAACUGUUAAAGGAUCACAAAGAUGAUGCGAUGGACGAGGAAAUUGUCAGUUUGAGAGAAUCAAAGACUUGUUUGAAAUUGCUUUGUGUCAUACAAACGGGGUAUGACAUUGUCUGGUUCAUAGUCGUUUUGGCUUUAGAGAACGUCAAUGAAAGCAGUGGAAUGGCUAUCAUUUAUGCUAUUUUAUCCUGUUUAUUGAAUUGGUAUAUAUUCAUCAAACGAAAAAGUCUAAUGCCUACUCUAAGCGAUCUACCCGACGACAUGGAGGAAGUUGUUGUCCAAAAGGAACAAACUCAUAUUGUUACUGCAUCGGCUAAUGUGUCACGUCGAGGCUCAUCAGACAGUAUUCCAUUACUUAACUCGGACACUUGCACUGAAAUGCGCGAAUUAAGAUUAGACCAUAUAAGUACAAUAACGACAUAAAUAAUUUAUUAAUUUUUAUAUUUUGGAAAUAAGUACCCAGUAAUAGAUGGUCAAAAUGUAUUUUUGACAGUUUCGCGGCAUUAAAUUCUUGUAGUGUUAUUGACUGAACGUUUGUAACAGUGUCAAUUGUCAUAUUUUCCUAAUAGCGUUAUUUGCGGGAAUGGGACGUUUCGGCGUGGCCAAUUCGGCGUGGUCAUUUCGGCGUGGCCGUUUGGACGUCGGCCAUUUUGGCGCCGGCCCAUUUCGGCGAACUUAACAACAUAAUUUUUAUAAAUUUUGAAUAAUUGUUAUAUUUAUUAUAAUUAGGUAUAUUAUAAUUAAAUAAUAAAACUGUUUUCGUGUCGAAAAGAAGACUAAAAUAAAAUGUCUGUAUACUAUAACUAAAGUAUAUAUGUACAUAUAAUAUAUUUAAUUGUAUUAAACUUAUUCACGAAAUUACAUGUUGUAGUUAUUUUGAACAAGCCGUAAAAUACGUUCAUCUGCAUCCCUGUAUUUUUUUAACUUCAAUGGUGGGAGAUGGCCCGCCACAAGUUGCUCGAAAUAUAAAUCUCGACCUUUCUGCACUUGACGCCAUCAAAGGCAUGAUUUAAAUGAUCGAUAGAAACAAAUGCCAAAGGUAUCACCAUUCUGCAAUUUAGAGAGAAUUGUCGA
Molecule: messenger RNA, 2064 nt
Organism: Psylliodes chrysocephalus
Lineage: Eukaryota; Metazoa; Arthropoda; Insecta; Coleoptera; Chrysomelidae
Source: the annotation of a GenBank genome assembly